CUUCAAUCAUGGGCAACCACUCGAUCACAAAAAGAGCCGAAUCCACUGACCCCCCACUGAACUUCACGACCCACACACUUGAGGCUACACUCCAAAGAAGCUACAGAGACUUCUCAAGCUGAGUCAGAGGGAAGGUCAGAGGAGCAAGUGAAGAAGAUUUUAAGGAGGUUUUUGAACAGUAUUUAAAUAAAAAUCUUGAAAAACAAAAAGACAAUAUUGCUGAAAAGAACUUGUUCGCUGAGAUAAACGAACUGUACAAAGCUGGAUUCUGAACAUCCGAGCAUUUAACCAAAUCUAUUGAGGAUAAAGUUUUCCAUCUGGACAAAAUUGAUCAAUGAGGAAAUGAUCCAGAAUAUUUCUUCAAAAGGCAGUACGAGGUAUGCUUCCUCAUCUACAGUUACAUGAAUGUUCUGUGCACAACCAAGAAGGAAAGCAACUUCAGCUUUCAUAAAGCUCUGGCAGAUAAACUAGAGGACCAAGAACAAGUGCUGAUCCGAGCAGGAUUAUCCACAGGAAUCCCUCCUCUUCAGCUCUUCUACAUUGAAGAAUUGACUGAACUCUCUAUUGAGUCCCAAGAGAUGGCUCUAAAGCGCCUAUACACCUUUUUGAUAAACCAGAAGGCAUCAGGACUGAGACCAGAUGAGUAUAAAUUCUAUAUUCAAGAAGAGGAAUAUAACAAGUACUUGAACUACCUUGUGAAGAUCUGAAGAAAGAAAGUUCCUACCCAGUCGGAACAGCAGAAAAAUCUUGUGACCAGCAUGGCUAUCAGAAACAUUAUACUUAUAUAGGAAACCUAAGAGCCUCUGGAGAAGACUAUUUGGUUGCAUAUAAUCUCAUAUGGAAGAAAAAGUUAAAGCUUAACUUAUUCCCAGAGUUGAUUAGGCACCCUUACUUACAAAAGAUUUGCCAAAAACUUAAAGUGAGUGAUCAAGCCAUGCCACCUCAAGAUACUGGUUGAGAUGAGGAAACACCUCAAAAGAGACAAGAAAAAUUUGAUACAGUCUUGGAAUAUAAGGAAGGCAAAGAUUUUGAAAUAUUCGAUUAUCCUAAAAAGACAAUUUGAAAAAAUAGUGCUUACAAGCUAACAUUUGAUGAAAAAUACAUGUACUUAUGGAAUAAAAAUAACGCUGUUUAUAAGAUUGGCUACAAGUCUUCAUUAGGAGUUUGCCCAGGGUAUAUUUACUGACGAGAAGAAAUACCUUCUGACGGUUUACAUAAUACAAUUGCAUUUAUAAGAGAUAAACUAUAUUACAGAAAAAUUGAGUGCGAGGAAGGAAAACCGUUGGAAAUACUAAAACUUACCACCCUCCAACCAACAUCCAAAGAGGAAAUAAAUCGAUUAACAUCACAGACAGAACGAAAAUCUCUGAUAGAUUCUUGGAAUAAACCAAUCAUCGAAAGAUUUGAUGAGGCUUUGCUAGAAGAGGAGAUUUCAAAAAGAAGACACAACAGCUUCAGAUGGAUAUAUUAUGCCCAAUUUUUUACAGAUGGAGAUUUACUUUAUAUUCUCGCACCUUACUUAGAGGUUAAAGAUAAUCAAAUGCUGGAGGAAGUAUCGCAUAUUGAAAUAGAAAGAUAUGAUCCCGAUACUUGGAAUUUCAUUAGAAAAACUAAACUGAAUUACGAGCCAAUUAACCAAGAGAGUAUGCCACCUGAAGAGCAAAAAAGAGUAUCUCAGGAUACUGAGACUAUCAAAAAGUAUUGCUCUGAAGGAAAUUUCAAAUAAAUCAAUGAUAGGGACAAAUAGUGAAAUUCUAGCCAUAACAGCUCAAGGGAAAAUGUACUUCUUUGAUCUAGAAACUGGCAACAGGUAUAAAACCACCAUAGAAGUUCCAAAUAACAAAGGUGGAGGAUAUGACCCUUUCACUAACACAUUCUGGACAUGGAAAGAUAAUGAAGAUAACGCUAUUCUCAAGAGUUUCAAAAUUGAAGGCUUUAGAAGCAUAGAUGAGAUCAAACAAUCAUCUCAGAACAAUUCAAACAACUAUGCUCACAAAAGAGUUCAGGAUAUCAUGAAAAGCCAAAGAAUUGAAACAAAGAUUGAAAGAAGAAAUUUCGAAAAUUUCCUCAAAAGACUUGAGAAUAGAUCUAUUCAGGAAUUAAUUAUCAAUCCUAAUUACCCUGAGAAUGAAAUGGAAGAGCUUUCAUUGUACCUCAUUAUGUACAUUAUAUCUAAAGGAUGUGAGAACAUGGAUGCAGAUAUUCAGAAGCUAAAUUUUCUAAAUUUUGAUGAUGAGCAUCUUACAACUCAAACCCGAUUAUACAGAUGCCAGCACGGUGUGUCCAUCACAAUGACUUUCAUUAAGGAGCUAAUAAAAGCAAUGGAAAGAUUUACAGACUUUCUUGACCAAGAAAUGAAUGAUGAAAACAUUCUACAGCAAUAUGAGCUUCUCUGGAUUCUCUGAGCUGUAUCUAAAAUGUUCAUAUCACUUGAGAAGCUCAAAAUCAGAUUAGAAGAACUUGUCAAAUAUUUUGAGAUUAGAGACAGAUUCAUUGAACUUGUCACUUUCUUUGUGACUAGUAUUCCACAGAGAAUUAUUCAAGGUUUUAAUAUUUCUUCUGAUGAUAAUAGCUCUGAAAUUCAAAUUAUCUGGAAAAAUAUAAAUACUCAAUGAGUGGAGAUCCAAAAUUCACUCUCCAACAUGAUAUUAGACAAUCAAGAUAAAGUCACACAGAAAUUGCAAAAUACUCUAGAAGAACUUGAAAAAGGACAACAUGGGGACUCUCAAAUGAUUUACUUAAAUUACCUCACUACAUGAGAUUCUUUUGAAGACAUUAUAGAAAACACUGUUCUUUUAAAAAUCUUUUGAGUUUGAUGUGACAUUGUUUCGGCUAAAAUUUGAUCUGAGUUGGAAAAUCUGACCCUUCAAAGCAAAUUCACACAAAUCAAAAGCACAAAAUUUGAAGAUUCCUGAGAGCUCUUUGUCACGUGUUACAUUAAAAAGACUUUAACUCACAUAUUCAAACAUAACUUUACCUCAAAACCAAAGGAUCCAAAGAGAAAUGACCAAGAAGUUCAGGAAGAACAACUAAAAAUUGAAGAGAAAAUGAAACUUUUCUCCAUAAUCUACGAGCAACUUAGCAAAAGCUUACAAUCAAUUAUCACUUCUGCUGCAGAAUCCUUUGAUGAUGUCUUAAAGCAGAUCUCCCAAAUAAAAUCAGACAAUAAUUUAGAAAGUAGCCUUGAGGAUAGAUUAGAAGAGCAAUAUUUGUCAUACCAAGAGAAUCUUUCCGACAUUGUAGUCAAUGGAAGCAAAUCAAUGUUCAUUAUAAAUGCCCUGAUUAGCAUCAUGAUCUCUGAGAGGAAAGCAAUAAUGACACAUUCAUUGAGCUCUUUCUUUAAUAGUUCCCUCGAUUUAAUAGAUAGCAUUCUACAAUUCAGCCAAGUCUAUUUGAAGUCCAAAGUGCUGAAACUUGAUACUAAAACAGAUCAUUUCACCCUUAUAGAAUGUCUCGAAGAAGAUCUAAUGCUUCAGUUGUUAAAUUCUCUAUGAAAAAUGUCAUAUGAUUUGAUAGAGAUAACAGAAAGUUCUUCGAAAUCUGAUGAAGAUCAAGUUGUCAAGCUUCUAUUGAAGGGGAAUAUCUUUUCUGGAGGUAUACAUACUAAAUUCCUCUCAAAUUUUAGCCCACAAGCUUGUAUUAUCAUCAAGCAUCUUGCUGGAUUUGCUGAUGAUUCCCAAAUAGUCAGCUACAUCGAAAAUACUGACCUUGAUGAAGAAAAUAGCCUGAUGGAGGCUAUUAUUCAUGAUGGAGUAGAUAAAUGAGUAGAUACAUUUAUAAAUCUUCUCCAAUGGGAUCUUCUCAGAAAGAACCCUGCUGCUAAAGCAGGAGGGGCACAAGGAAUGGCAGUCUCUAGAUGUGCAUUUGCAGCAAAUCUAGCUUUAAACAGAUAUGAUGAAGUAUGAAACUACACAAAUCUCAGCACUCUGAUUGACCAAAUAGAGAUAUUCUUCUCUGAAUGAGAUGAAAGCAUGCCUCUAAAUCAACGAAACAAUGAAUGUAUCGAAGAACUCCAGAGCUUAGGAGAUAUCAGUGGGAUACUUGACAGAUGGAAGAUUGCAACCAAAAUGAGAGUCUGGCUCCAAGAGAAGAAAACGGAUAUCUCAAAUAGAGUUCAGAAAGAAUUUGGCACUAGAAACAGCAUUGAAGAGGAAUCAAAUAAAGAAGAAGAGAAAAUUGAUACAUCUACAAGAAGAGAUGAUGCUGAUGCAUAUCAAGGGCCAUCCGAAGAUCAAAUCUUCGAGAUUGAGAAAGAAAGAAUAUCUGACUUAGUGAAGAAGGUACAAGAUAAAGCAAAGUUGUUAGUAAAACUUGCGACUCCUAAAUCAUGGAGACAAUCAGAUUUUUCUGAUAAAAACUUAGUACAGGUCGGUAGAUAUAAUAACGACCUAAAUAAAAUUGACCGAAAGAGCACUUCUGAUGUUUUACAAAGAAUUAAAAGUAUUCAAAUUUCUUCUGGAACAAUUCCAAAUUACGAGAACGUUUCAAAUAAAGAGAUAUUUUCAUCAUGCUCAUCAUCUGUGCUCGCGACACUUCAGUGAAAUGCAACUGCUCUAAAAAUCAUAAAAAUGAUUGAAUCGAAAUACAUAAGUGCUCUCAAUAGAUAUUGAGGAUUGAAAAUGAUGGUCAAAAUAUGCCAACUCAAAUUGCCCAUUGAUGCUCAAAAAGGAUGAUACAGCUGGUUCUGUACUGCCUUAAGAAAGCAUUCUGAUGGCAUGGCUCACUAUACAGACAACUUAAAUGGAGUUGGAGCGCACUUACUGACUAAAAUCAAGCAUGCCUUUUUCAAAGUAUACAAUGAAAUUAUCAAGUCUCUCAAAGAUACAAGAGAAAAGAAUGACAUCAAGUACUUAUUUGAUUGAAUGAAAUGGAGGAUUGGGGCAUCGGACCAUCAAAAUAUUCUAGAUAGUGGGGUAAUUCAACUUCUGAAGAAUGGAAAUGGCCUAAUGGAUCAAGACAACCCCAUAAAAUUUAGUUGGGGAAAGCCAAUAGAAUUUACUGUAGACAUACAAAACAGGACUCUUUCUCAUAUUGUAUUCGAUGCAUUUGAGUUCAUUAUGAUUUCGAUAUUCUCAAGAAUAUUAGAACAAGAUCAAAGUAAAAGUGUAGAAGCAUUGAACAAUAAUUCUCCACUCAGUAAGAUUAAUAGAGCUCAAUCUCUGAUGGCUACAAGUUCCUAUGAAGCUCUCACUCAAUCAUUAUUUGAAAUAAUCUUUAUUAAGUUAAGUGAAGUAACUGAAAAGAAGACUUCAGUUUCAAAGAAAUUUGAAGAGAGCAAAGAAUUUCCUACUUUGGAGAACAAAAUCCAUGGCGAUCAAAAUAACUUCGACUGAAGCCAAUCUUUUGACAUCGACGAUAUUGAAGAUGAUAUUAUUGAGAUAGAAUAUGAUAGAACCGUUAUUCUAAAACUAUUGAGACUAGUAGAACUUAUAACUUCUUUAGCAAUCCAUAACGAAAGAUUCCAAGUAUCUCUUAGGAAAAACACACAGCCAAAUCACGUUCUUCAAUUCUGCUCAUACAUCUUAAAAUUUAGUGUUGCAAGACAUACAAUUCUUGCCUUAAAAAUUCUUUCAGACCUUCUUGAAGCAGAAGUUGAGACUACUCUCUUCGAUCAGGCUUUUAAAAACAAUGAAGAUCAUAACUGGGUUCAUAAAGUAAUGACAGUAUUGACAAAGGUUGAUUUCGGUGACUGUACCUUCCUCCAAUUCCUGUUCAACCUUCUCCUUCUGAUUAGAUCCAACCAAUGAGGAAGGAAGAAAACAGACUUCAAGGAUAAAUAUAUCACAAGUUGUGCGAUAGUAAGAUUUAUUAGAGAAAUUUGUCAGUCUGGAAAACAUCAGAUUUGGAGAAAUCAACUUGAAAGAGUUGUGGAAACCUUCCUCACACAAAUUGAUUCCUACUCAAUAGAAGAAUUUGAUACCAUUACAUGCUUAUUUGAAGGAGGGGAGUACCUUGGAAUGAACAUUGGAGCCCAAGGUAUCACCAAAAGCGGCAGAAAAUUUACAGCUAUUGGCUUUGUUGAUAGCAAGUUCAAAAUUCCUUGUGUCAGUGAAGAAUCUAUGCUAAAGUAUUUCAAUGAUAGUGAUAAGAAUAUAUCAUGAGAACCUCUUGAGAGCAAAGAUUAUAUCUUUGGAAUACUCUUUGAUAGCACUAAUUUAGAGAGAAAUGAUCUAUUUUUAGAACACAUAACUGAUGUCACCCUUACUCCUAACAUGAAUGAAGUCAGUGAUAAUUUUCUAUCAGAAGAGCCAAUUCUUUUAAAAUUUAUUGAUUUAGUGAUGGAAGAGUCAAACCUUGAUUACACUGAUAGAGAUACUCUUACAAAAAGAUGCACUACUCUUAAGAUAAUCCUUGCAAAUAUUGAAAACUCAACUUUCCUGACCAAAGUCUCAGAGAGCUCCAUACACAAAAUAAUAAGCAGAUUUAUUAUUGUUCUAAUAUCGGAAUGCCAGAAAAUGUCCUGAGGCUCAAAUGUGGUGAAAAAAUUGGAGCAUAUUGAGCAAAGAGUUUAUUUACUGAAGAAAUUGAGUUGCCAACAAGAAUGUGACCCGGCUGGUGAAGAAAGAAUAAAUGAGAAGUUAGAUGAAGGGUUGGAUGAAGAGUCGAUUGCCAUAAAUUUACCCCACCAGGCCCAAGAAACAAGCUUUGAUAGGAAAAGUUCAGGAUUUAUUAAGGAUUCUUGGCCUGAUAUUUGAGAAAGCAAGCAUAUUGACAAUUCUGAAAGGCAAAGUUUAACUCAGAAAAUAAAUCAUCUCAACUGUUACAAUGAACUCGACAAGAAUGUAAUUGAGGAAGAGAAAUACUCAGAUUAUCACGAUGAAAUAUUAUAUAUUCCUUCUGACGAUGAUAUUGACGCCGACGAUUUAGACGUAGGAGAUAUUUUAGAUUUCACACUUCAAAGUUUUAGAGAAAAACUGGAUGAUAACAAAUCAAUUGAUCUGGGCAAAAUCGAUGAAAACCGAAAAGAAAACCAAAAAUAACUCUAAGAAAACCAUAUUCGAAGCAAUUUAUUGAGAUCAUCCCCAAAAUUUAAGCCAAGAGUACAUAUCAAUGCUUAAAAUGUAUUACUCAAAACUCUGUAGUAGAAUUCUUUCAGUACUUAUCCUCAAACUUCCAGAAGAAGACAUUUGAGAGCUUAUCUUUGAAAAUAGACAGAAUCAAAGAGGGAUUGUAAACUAUCUUUUAAAACUAUCAAAUGAAGAUUCCUACUCAGAGAAAUCCAAUCAAGAAGAUCCAGAAGGUGGAUUGUUCUUGAAGGUUUUCUCAAAGAUUAAUUCUGCUUACUCGCAGAAUAAACAGUCUAAGCCAUUCUUAUGAAAUCUACUGUCACAAAUAUUUUCAGGAGCUUCAAAUUCUCUCCAGAAGUGCAAGCAGGAAGGUUAUAAAACAAUCCGAGAUUUUCUUGCUGAUAAUCCGAAGUUUUUAGGAUGAUUUAAUCUGUAUUUCUUACCUGAAAUCCUUGAAAUAAUCUCUAAAUCCUUAGAUGGAACGAUGAGAGUCCUGAAUCAGACAAUUUAUAAAAAUUUAAUCGAGAUUCUGCCUUACUUAAUCACCCUUUUUGAAGACGAUGAACCUUUGGUAGUUAAAUCCUAUACUUCCUUAGCCAAGAUCAUUCUUGAGUACUUGACAAAAAAUGAAGAGCCAGAAGAUACACCAGUGAUUAAAGGAAUAUUGCAAAAUAAAGUCAUAGAUCAACUACUCAAAAAAUUGUCCCAGUUUAACGAGUACGAUAAUAGCAAGGUUGAUAUUAAACAGAAAAUUUUCAUUGAGAUAAUGCUUAUGAUCAAAAUUAUUGACAGAAAACAUCCUGAUAUUACUUCCAUCUAUACUUAUCCAAACUUGCUUCUUGCUUUAGAGCUAUCUACAAGAAUAUUGAAGCAGGAGGAUUCACAAUUCUUAAGUUAUCUAGAGUUCUAUAACAAAAAAAGACUAAAAGAAUUUGAGAAUGUCUCAUUCAGUAUGGAAACUGCAAAUCCUAGGUUUGACCAUAAGAUAGUCUCUAAACAUACUUUCAAAGAUGUCCAAAAACUAUCGAUUACUUUGAAGCCUAAUAUAGAGCAUUUGAAAGGAUCUCAUAUGUUAAUAUCUAAAGACCCUGAAGGAGAAUUUCCAAUAAGAUUAAUUGAUACUUCUGAGUUGAGUUGGAAAACAACAGAAGUGUAUAUUAACAGUAACAAUUUCUACUUUCAUUAUCCUUACUCAGUUGAUCCAACCCCAUCCUUUAUUAACUGUUUUGGAAGCUGAGAAGGUUACAGAUUGGGAAAUGGACAACACCAAGGCUAUUCAAAGGGAUUCAUUCCAAUGAACAACCAGAAUGUUAGAAUCAAGAUGCUCAGACAGGCUAAAGACUAUACUAUAGCUCUUUCUAAUAAUAAUGAUCUUUACGUAUGUGGCACGAAUUAUUGAUGGAGUGAAUCUUACAAAGAUAUGCAAAUCUAUCCAGGGAAAGUACCUAAUGGUGAAAUAACUGACAUUAGAGCUGGUCAUUACAAUUUUGGCAUUUUGAUAGAUAAUACAAAGUUUUAUUUCCAAGGAAUCAACCAAAAUAAACAACUUUUUGGGGAUGAAGUCUUCAGCAAGUUUAAUGAUGAGAGUCUUUGAGUUAGAGAAUUGAAGUAUAAACCAAGACCAGACAGAGAUGAUGGGAUAGUCCUACAUUUCGAUAUCGGAUAUGAUUAUAUCAUUUAUACCACAAGCGGAGGAAGAUGAUAUGCUUCUGGAAAAGAUUUCCUACAGUUUUUCAAUCAAGAUGGAAAUGAUGGAGAGUUUUAUGAAAUUUACUUCCCCAAAGACAUAGUCCCAAUCAAACCUUUUCCAUGAAAAUCCAGGGAAAGCAAGAACUGCUGUAUAAUGCUUGUUCAGAACAAAGGUAAAAAUGAACUCUGGUCUUGUGGAAAUAGCCCUUCUUAUCUCCUUGGCCAAGGUGAGGGCAUUUACAAAUCCUUUGGAUUUGCUCCUCUACAAUAUGACUGUAACAGCAUAAAUUUCACUUUUGUCAGCUGCUAUGGCAACUGGGCAAUGGCUAUUACAGAUAGAUCAGAACUUUACGGAUGGGGAUCAAAUGAGUUUCAAACACUUGAUGAAGGUGAAGACAUUAAAUAUUUUUCUUCCCCCACACUGAUAGAAUAUAACGAGAUGACAGACAAAGUUGUUCACGAGGUCAAAUGUGGAAUGAACAUGGCUUUGGUAGUCUUUUCAAAUAAGAAUGAGGAAAUUCAGAGAAAGCAGCUUCUUCUUAAAGGAAAUACUGAAAUGAUUGAGUCUGUUCAAAAUAAUUCAGAAGGAGAUUUGCUGGAACCUUAUCAAGAUCAAAAAUACAAAUGGAUAGAACUAGGAGAAGACACCUUCUUUAUUUCAACAGAGCCAGAUGAAAUAAAUUACCCUAUUGGACAAAUUCAUUAUGACUACCAAUGAGUGGUGACCAAGCAAAUGCCUAUCAUUGGCACAAUGCAUUUUUGGAAACAAGGAAAUGAAUGGCUCUACCUUUCUGAAAAAGGCUAUAAAAUACUCAGAGAACGAGGGGAUGAAGAGCAUGAUGCCAUAGAUAUUCCAGACAUAUGAUAUGUUACUAAGAACUAUAUUCAAAAUAUUCCUAACAGAGUUUGGCCUGUCUUGGAUGAAUAUAAGAUGUUUGAAUCAAGACUUUCACUUGAUUUUAAACCUCAGUAUACUUCUUAUUGCUACUUUAAUCAUCAACAAAAAGAGCAAUAUGAAAAAUUAGAAGAAGAAAAGAAGCAUGACCAAGAGAAAGAUCAGACAAAUGCCUCGAUUCCAGGAAUUCACAGUAACGAAGAGGAUAUAUUCAAGCCAGAAACUCAUGAUAUGAACCCUUUGAUAUUCUACAGAUUUGGAAGACCAUUCAGAAAAGGCUCCAAUCUACCUAGAAUAGUGCUUUCCGACUAUUUCAAGCAAGAGAACGAGAGCGCAAUUAACCUCGAAAUAAUUCCUGAUUACAGUUAUGAGCCAAACGAAAAAGCAACACAACUAUUAUUAGAUAGCUACAACAAGAUUCUAAACGAUGUUGAGUCCUUCGAUGAAGCACUAGAACAAGAAUUAAAGAACGAGAUAGAUAAAUAUCUUAUAAAAAGACGCAUAACUCUCUUCUCGAAUUCUCCUCCUGAGGUUGAAUAUAACGACCUUGAGAUCACUUCCAAGCUGCUCAAAGAUUUUAUUGACUCUUUAGAAAAGAAAGGAGAGAAUUCAAAAGAAAUAAUUCAGACAAAGAUUAACACGAUGAUGCUAUUCAAUCACAAUAUAGUCAAGGCUCUAAGAUGGGUUAUUACUGAAGAUGCCAUUUUGAAAGAUGCUUCAAUGAAUGACAGAGAAGGUCCAAACUGCUUCCUUUCAACUAGUUUGUUGAAAAAUAAAUCAAAGAUGUUUAACAAAACAAAGAAUGAUUAUUUGCUGAAAAUUAUAGACUCCUUACCAAGAAGUUUCGAUGAAAAAGAGGUUACUUAUCACAGAAUCACUACUCAAGAAAAUAAAGACAAAGGAAUUGUAGAUGAUGAUGCUCAAUGGACAAUCUUUGCCACAACCAUGAGAAAAUGCAUGGAAAGCGGAUAUGAAAAUCUCUGAGUGAAUAGCCCUCAGCAGAAAGCAUGGAGCGCUAAGUUUGUAGGAGAAGGAAGUAUUGACGAUGGAGGCCCAUACAGAGAAACUAUCAGUAAUAUGACUGAUGAGUUACACAGUCAAUAUCUACCGCUCUUAAUUCCUACUCAGAAUAACAAGAAUGAUCAUGGAUUUGGUAGAGAUUUAUGGACCGUAAAUCCAGCUGCAACCAGUCCAACUCAUUUAGAAAUGUAUAAAUUCAUGGGAGCUCUUCUAGGAAUGGCUUUUAGAGCAGGCCAAGUUAUGGACAUGAAGCUCCCAUCAAUAUUCUGGAAGAAAUUUACAAACGAAGAAAUCACAAUCAAAGACCUUGAGUAUUCAGAUGCAUAUGCAGUCCAACUAAUCAGAGAAGUCGAAAAUAUGAAAGCUAUUACUACAAAAGAAGAAUUUGAAUCUUCAAUGGACAUGAGUUGGACCACUCAGUUAUCAAAUGGAGAAACUAUUUCUCUCUGUCCAAAAGGACAUGAAAGAAAAGUUCUUUAUGAAGAGACUGAUGAAUAUCAUCAAAAGGUGAUUGAAGCUAGAAUAAACGAAUUCAGCAAGCAAUUUGAGAUGGUAAAAGAAGGAUUCGAAGUAAUAAUGCCAACAAGUUGCUUGAAAAUCUUGGAUAGUCGAUACUUUGAGCAAAGAGUGACUGGUCCUUCUGUAAUAUCUUCUGAUAUACUGAAAUCGAUAACUUAUUAUUCAAAUUGAUCAGCAGAUAAUGAAUAUAUUCAAAGAUUUUGGAGAGUAUUCGAUGCUUUCUCAAAUCAGGAAAGAUGAAUGUUCCUAAAGUUUGUCUGGGGAAGAGCAAGACUUCCUCCUCCCGAACGAUUGAAUAAUCAAAAUUUCAAGAUACUGCUAGCUGACAAUUAUAGACAUAAUAAUCCUGACGAUAGAUUCCCUCAAGCUCAUACAUGUUAUUUCCAGUUUGAUCUGCCAAAAUAUUCAACUGAUGAAGUAUGCAGCCAGAAGAUUCUGUACGCAAUAAAGUCUUGUGGAGGAAUAGACACUGACCAAGGUCCUGUCCCAGAAAAUAGCUCAGAUGAUGAUGACUCAGAUCUAAUGGCACUGGACUUAAUGGAAAGCGAUAGCUCGGAUGACGAAGAAGAUAGUGAUUACAGUGAUUCUAGUGAUUAAAUAUAAAGAAUUCUUUA
Molecule: messenger RNA, 11744 nt
Organism: Moneuplotes crassus
Lineage: Eukaryota; Ciliophora; Spirotrichea; Euplotida; Euplotidae
Source: the annotation of a GenBank genome assembly